GUGCCCUUGGCUGGUUUGGCGCGGCAACAAACCAACUGGCAAGUGGACCACGACGGCCAUGGUGCACGGGAGCAGCAGCGGCAGCAAGAAGAAGACAAAGAAGGCUGCGAAGCGGAAGCCCGUGAAUCUCCAGCCGCAGUACCUGAGUAAGUUUCCUAAACUCGACCACGACCACGACGACCCCGACGACGGAGGUGUCGAUGUCCACGAGCACGUCUCUCACGACAUGUAUCCUUCGAACCACGCAGAGUACGCCCAGGGCGAUUUCCACAUGCAUAGUACGUGCAGCGAUGGCAAAUUUCGACCGGCGGAAGUUGUUGCCAAGGCGGCCGCGAACGGCGUCAUGUUCCUGUCGCUGACCGAUCAUGACACGAUGGCCGGUGUCACGGAAGCCAUGGAGGCCGGUCGGUCGCUGGGGGUGUUUGUACUUCCUGGCGUCGAGAUCAGCGCCGAGGAAAAAGGCGCCGAGAAUCUGCAUAUUCUGGGGUAUUUUUGCCCAGGAACGGACUCGGUCGAGAUUGAAGCAAAGCUUCUGGCAAUUCGACAAGCCAGACACAAGCGCGGCAAAGAGAUGCUGCGGAAGCUGGCAGACAUGGGGAUUCAACUGAACUGGGAGCGGGUGUUGCAGAUCGCCGGCGAAGCAGCGCCCGGCCGACCUCACGUGGCAGAGGCGCUGGUCGAAGGCGGACACGUGAGCACGUUUCGAGAAGCGUUUUCGAGGUACUUGAGCAACGACGGGCCAGCGUAUGCCGAGGGAGAGCACUUCCCCCCACAAGAUGCGAUUCGCAUGAUUGAAAACGCCGGUGGUGUGUCAGUGCUCGCGCAUCCAUGGUGCUGCAAGGACCCCCUGACGCUCGUCCCGACGCUGGCAGCAGCGGGCAUUCAUGGUGUCGAGGUGUAUCAUGACUCGGGCAAAAUCGACUUGUACGGGAGCCUCGCGACCGAGUCGAAUCUGCUCAAGCUGGGCGGAUCCGAUUUUCACGGGAUCGACUCCAUGACGGAGCAUGCCCCUGGCGACAUCCCGCUGCCUCGGAAGCACAUUGAUCUCUUCCUGGACAUGUGCAAGGUCAAAUGGACAGUGCCGCUCUUGGCCAAGGUCAACCAAAUGUGCUCGAGCGCGAACGAUGUCGAAAGAACGACCAUCUGGACUGCCAUGCUUGGCAUCGUGCAAGACACAGUCGCAGCAGCAUACAGCAAUGCCGUCACGUUGACGCAUGUGGUGGAUGGCCACUACACAGACAUCGAGAUUGUCAAGGUCGCUGCACCUGCUGCCGUCGACUCAUUAGGAUAGAACGUUGCGAUGGCGCACCCUCAUUGUAAGGAGAUGAAGCCCACCUUGUGGGUCCCGCCCUCGACGACAUUGAGAAACGUGGCAUGGGC
This is a messenger RNA of Aphanomyces invadans, 1380 nucleotides long. RefSeq lists its product as hypothetical. Bases 59 to 1291 code for a protein of 410 amino acids. Lineage: Eukaryota; Oomycota; Saprolegniomycetes; Saprolegniales; Verrucalvaceae. Gene Ontology annotation, molecular function: 5'-3' RNA exonuclease activity; 5'-3' DNA exonuclease activity. The record is from RefSeq and is a predicted model, not a curated record. The transcript has 8 exons.